This is a messenger RNA of Gongylonema pulchrum, 255 nucleotides long. The record is from the annotation of a GenBank genome assembly. NCBI's taxonomy places the organism in Eukaryota, Metazoa, Nematoda, Chromadorea, Rhabditida, Gongylonematidae.
AUGAUUGAGUCGCAGUUUUAUCCGGAUGCUAAUCGCGUUGAGAACUGGCCAUCAUCGAGCACGUCUGCUCCGAUGCCCAGCGGUGAUCGUGUUAUCCAGCUGACGUCGCCUUCUGCUGCUUUCAUGACGUUGCGUGCACAAAGUGUAGGCACCGAGAGCAGUAGCUCACUGGUGACAUGUACUCCUGCUGGUGUUUCACUGAGCCAGGUCAAUUCGUCGGACUCAAGGUUGUCUUGUGACCACAUGUUGAUUUAA